AGCUCACAUGAAAUCAUAUGGAUACUGCCACAUAUGUGGAGGAGGUCCCUUUCUACUCGGCAGUCUUUACACUCAUUUGCGUAAUGUCCACAAAUGUUCUGCUGAAGAUAUCACGGAAGUGCAACAAAGGAUAAGAAGAGCACUUUACGGACCGGGCUCGAAUUGUGAUCUUUGUGGCAAACUCUACCACUCCAAGUGUUCACUUAGGAAACACAAAAAAGAUAUUCAUAAGCAAGUGUGUGAACCACGAAAGUCCGUUCCCUCUACCAUCCCUACGACAUCUACGCCAACGAAAUCCUUGCCAUCGACAAAGCCCAGAAAUCGUGUCGUUUGCCCUAGAUGUGAUUUGGUGUGCAACACAUACUCUGAUUUUGCCGAACAUUGUCAAGAGAAACACCAUGAGGAAGCAGAUUUUACAAUUCAUAGGGAAAUAUUUAGCAGUUGGACACUUUUCAAGACUUGGAUGACUGAAAUGGAGCGCGAUUCUCCUUCAAGAUUGGUUGCCUGUAGCGGUAGAAGAAUUACACGAGGAGCAAUUCGUACCUAUAGAUGCCGUUACGCUUACCUUAAGAACGCUGUACCAGCCCAAAACCAGGGAAAACGUCAACAAAAGCAUUGCCCUUCUUAUGCAAAAGUACUAAAAAGAGACGACGAACCUUCUGAGUCUUCAGAUGAUUCUGACAUGCUUGACUUGCGUUCAGACUCUUUUUCUCCAAUGUGUUACGAGUUGGGCAAUCAAGAAAUCCAAAAAGAUUACGCGUUUGAAAGCGAAGAAAAUGAUGAAAAAGAAGAAGAAAGAGAACCCGAGGAAGAGCCCAAAGCCAAAAGAGGGAAAGAACACAAGAAAAGGACAAGCAAAAAUGAAGAAAAAAUCGCAAAAAGGGAUGGAGAUAGAAGUGAAGAGCACGAAGAAGGAAGCCAGGAACGAUGCGAACAAGGCGGAAAUGAAGAGCCUGAAAAAUGUAAAAGUGAGGCGAAACUCAAAGAAGAGAAAAGCGAGGAAAAGUGUGGAAGAGGCACUUGCGAACCAGAAUCACUAGCUGAGUCUCCAAAUCUGUUCUAUAUGUGGUAA
Molecule: messenger RNA, 1072 nt
Organism: Cylicocyclus nassatus
Lineage: Eukaryota; Metazoa; Nematoda; Chromadorea; Rhabditida; Strongylidae
Source: the annotation of a GenBank genome assembly